ACCUGCAACAGUUGGAUUAAGGGUGAUCCCAGAGGCGAGCAUGCAUCCAAAAAACCUUUCCUAAAUGGCUCGUAGAAUAUUCUAAAUCUCUCGUUUGAUCCAUAUGAGUUACGUAGUUGCCUAGAGAAGAAAAUGUUUAAAGGAUUAUGAAGUUUUGCACGAUAAACUACCAUUACCUGCUAAGUUGCUAAAUGCUAGCGUUCAGCAACAGUCCAGAGACAUCUAACUGUGAAGGAACUUUUGCCAAUGUAAGAUGAAUUUCUCUGAAGUCUUCAAGCAGUCCAACCAGCUUUGCAAAGUUUCCCCAGAUGGAAAAUAUUUGGCUACCUGCGUACAGUACAGGCUAGUGGUGCGUGAUAUUAGCACCCUGCAGAUCCUGCAGCUGUACACCUGUCUGGAUCAGAUAUCCCACAUGGAGUGGUCUUCUGACUCUCUUUUUAUCCUCUGUGCGAUGUACAAGAGAGGACUGGUACAGGUGUGGUCUCUUGAGCAGCUGGACUGGCACUGUAAGAUCGAUGAGGGUUCAAUAGGACUAGUCUCCUCGCGCUGGAGUCCAGACGGACGUCACAUUCUCAACACCACCGAGUUCCACCUGAGAAUUACCGUCUGGUCCCUGUGUACCAAAGCUGUCUCCUACAUCAAGUAUCCCAAAGCAUGUCAAAAGGGACUGGACUUCAGCAGAGACGGCUGCUACAUGGCCCUGGCUGAACGCCGCGACUGCAAAGACUACAUCAGCAUAUUUGUGUGUGAUGACUGGCAUUUACUCAGGCAUUUUGAAACUGAGACGCAGGACCUCGCUGGAGUGGAGUGGUCUCCUAACGGCUGCGUGCUGGCGGUGUGGGAGAACUGUCUAGAAUACAAGGUGUUACUUUAUUCUUUGGACGGGCGGUUGCUGUCAACCUACGGUGCCUACGAGUGGUCACUAGGGGUCAAGUCUAUGUCCUGGAGCCCGAGCAGUCAGUUCCUGGCCAUUGGUAGUUAUGAUGAAAAAGUUCGCAUCCUCAAUCACAUCACAUGGAAAAAAAUCCUUCAAUUUGAGCACCCGGCAACCAUUGAUAACACAAAGGCUACUAUAUAUAAGGAAGUGGAAAAAAGGACAGCCAUGGCCAGCGAUGAAAUGUCUCUUCACAACAUCACGAUGGGCACGUCUUUCUUCAACAGCCAGAGCAAAUAUGAGAUCUGUUUGCUGCCCGUCCAAAUUCCUGUGGUCAAACCGGACCCAGACCGAGCCAACCCCAAGAUCGGCGUCUCCGUUUUGGCGUUCAGCUCAGACAGCCGUUAUCUUGCCACCAAAAAUGACAACAUGGCCACUGCUGUCUGGGUGUGGGACAUGCAGAAGAUGGGCCUGGAGGCCGUGCUGGAGCAGACACUGGCCGUGCGUUGCUUUCAAUGGGAUCCCCGACGCCCCCGACUGGCCAUGUGUACCGGCAACAGCAAACUCUAUCUUUGGUCCCCAGGAGGCUGCGUUUGUGUUCAAGUCCCCGUGGAAGGUAACUUUCAAGUGCAGUCCUUAACCUGGCACUCCAGUGGGGACUCUCUGAUCCUUGUUGGAAAGGAACAGCUUUGUUUGUGCUAUAUGGAGCACGACCAGGAAGACAAGUGAAGCACACAUUCCUCAAAAGAGCAGUUGUUAAACUUCAACUUUAAGACGCCACACAACUGAACUUGGACCAGUGGUAACACUGCUGAAAAUAUUGUACCUGUAUGCUGGAUUGAAGCUGCUCGCCAGGCUGUUGAAGCUCCCAGUGCAGGUUACUGGGAUUUCUUCUUUUUUACUUGAAACAACAUUCUUACAAGUAACUCUCUUCUAAAUAAAUAAGUCGAUACUAAAGCACUAGACACUGUGAGAAAAUGUUUGCAAUUUUUUAUAGAGAUGUUGUAUUUAGUUUAACUAU
Messenger RNA from Cololabis saira (Pacific saury), 1895 nucleotides. It is a transcript of the gene wrap73, whose product is annotated as WD repeat containing, antisense to TP73. Gene Ontology annotation, biological process: microtubule anchoring at mitotic spindle pole body; mitotic sister chromatid segregation; protein localization to mitotic spindle pole body. Gene Ontology annotation, cellular component: MWP complex; mitotic spindle; microtubule organizing center. NCBI's taxonomy places the organism in Eukaryota, Metazoa, Chordata, Actinopteri, Beloniformes, Belonidae. The transcript is spliced from 13 exons. Gene Ontology annotation, molecular function: protein binding. The coding region runs from base 254 to 1603 and encodes 449 amino acids. The record is from RefSeq and is a predicted model, not a curated record.